Rhizophagus irregularis DAOM 181602=DAOM 197198 is the source of this 1395-nucleotide messenger RNA. RefSeq lists its product as uncharacterized. NCBI's taxonomy places the organism in Eukaryota, Fungi, Glomeromycota, Glomeromycetes, Glomerales, Glomeraceae. The record is from RefSeq and is a predicted model, not a curated record.
AUGUCCAAAUUGAAUAGGGACGUUCUUUAUUUGAUAUUCGAAGAAUUUCAAGAUGAUGAAAAUACUCUUCAUUCAUGUCUUUUAGUUAAUAAAACUUGGUGUGAAAUAAUUAUUCCAAUUUUAUGGAAGAAUCCUUGGAAAAAUCUAAAACGAGAAAAAGAAAAAUCAUUAUUAAACGUUAUUAUUUCACAUUUAUCAGGAGAGUCAAAAAAUAAUUUAAAAAAUCUUGGUAUUAAUUUUUUGGAAAAUUUAUAUCAGAAACCAUUAUUUAAUUAUAUUAGUUUUUGUAGACAUUUAAAUUUAUUUAAAGUCAAAACAAUAAUUAAUGCAAUAGAUAAAGAUUCUGAAAAGAUAAUUAUUAAAAAUGAUAUAUUUAGUCUUUUUAUUAAUGAACAUACAAGAUUUACACAUCUUUAUAUACCUUUUCAAGUAUUUCUUAUUCCUGGGACUAAAUGUUGUUUUUCAGAAAUUGAAUUUCUUAGUUGUAAUACGAGCGUAAAUGAUAAUAUUUUGGUUGAAUUAACUGAAAUAUGUAAAUCAAUUAAGGAAUUGGAACUUAUUAUUGAAGUACAAAAUAAUAAUUAUCAAAUUAUUAAAUUAAUUAAAACUCAAAAAAAAUUGUUUAGUGUUAGUUUUCUAAUAGAUUAUUUAUAUAAUAAUACUGAUGAAACAUUUCGUAUAUUACUUGAAAAUUCAUUAAUUAGACAUGCAAAUACUAUACAAUAUUUUAAGGCAACUAGACAACCUGCCACACAAAUUCUUUCAUCUUUUGUAAAUUUAAGAAUAUUAGAAUUAGAUUGUAUUUCUAUUGAUACUUGGAAUUGUUUAGAGAAUUUAUCUUUACCUUUCUUACAAAUUUUAAAAGCAAAUCAAGUUCCAAUCAAAGCUUUAACAAGAUUAAUUGAAAAUACGAGUGGAUUUCUUAUUGAAAUAAAUAUUGAUUAUAAAAAUCAUGAUGAAUUAAGUAAUAAAAGAAUUAUUCAAGUGAUUUAUCAAAAUUGUCCAUAUCUAAAAUAUCUUAAAAUAAUGUUAAUUAAUAGUAAUAUUUUAGAAUUAGAAAAUUUAUUAAUUAAUUGUCAACAUUUAGAUGGAUUAUUUAUUAUUAUUUAUAAUACAAUAGGUAAUAUAUUUAAUUGGAAUAAUUUAUUUGAAAUAUUAACUAAAUCAUCACCAAUUACUUUAUUUAAGUUUAAAUUUAGUUUUUAUCCUUCUUAUAGACAAAUUAAAUUUGAAUCAUUAAAAUUAUUUUUUGAUAAUUGGAAGGAAAGAUAUCCUAUGUUAUUACAAUUCAGUCAAAUAGGAGGAAAUAUGGAUGAUUUGAUAGAAGUAUAUAAAGUAAAAGGAAUAGUUAAAAAAUAUGAUAAUUAUUUAUAUGGUAAAGAUUUUGAAUUUUAA